CGACGUAGUCCGUGUCAGUCGGUGUCAGUUCGCCGCUGCCAGCCAGGCGUAGGGGGCAUGAGCAAUGGCGCGUGUUGCGUGUGACUCUCGUCGAUCCGAAAGCACGAAUUACGCCGAUUGUUAUUCGAGUACGUAAGCAGUAUAGCGGUACGCGUAAUACAAACGACGUCGUCGCGAGACCGAAUUGCACUGGCAAGCCGCCGGUCCUCAGCUCGUUCUAAUUCCUCUUCAAAUGGGGGUUUCGAAUUCAUUCGAAGUUACGCUUUACUACGAACGUCGAGUCGAGUGCGACCCAGAGACGAUCAUCCGUGAUCAUCGCCGUCAUUGUUUACCAUUGAGAUAUUGAGAGAAAGAGAGGGGGAAGAUCGCGUCUACGCACGCAGUUUCUCACACACGCACUCACGCCAAGAUCCCGGAUGAUCUAGAAGUUAUCCAAAAUGGCUUCCACCGAUCUAUCGUUCGGUUCGAUACCGGCGUUCUAUAGGGAAGUUUACGAAAAGUGUUCACCGUCCGGAGGAAACGUCGAGAGAGAAGUGUUCAAAUCACUACUCGUUAAAUCUCAACUCAGCAGCUCUAUACUCAGCCAGAUUUGGGAGCUCGUGGACAGCAAAACUGGGUAUUUAACAAGAAGCGGCCUGUACAAGGGUUUGGCAUUGGUAGCUUUCGCUCAACAGGGUAAACAGCCGAGUGAUAAGCUCCUGGAAAUAUCUGAAUCUCAAGAAUUGCCGAUACCCGCUCUCGGAGAUCUGACCGAAGUUGUUCUCUUGGCGCAAAGGAUGCACAAGGGAUCAAACCCGUCGAAACUGAAUCUCACCUACAUUGACAUAUGCAAUCUAGAUACCAUAGAAGUGAAUUUAGUACCCGAGAAGAAGGGGAUAUUCCUUAAGCAUGUCGAAUAUCAAGUGACAAGUAAGAGGUUCAAUUCUGUCGUCUACCGACGUUACAACGACUUUGUUUCCCUGCACGAACUUCUGCUAGCUCGAUUUCCUUACAGGCUGAUACCCAAGCUUCCGCCGAAGAAGAUAGUCGGAGCUGAUUCUCAAUUCCUCGAAGAACGGAGACGUUCGUUACUCAGAUUCUUGACUUUGAUAGCGCGCCACCCAUCGGUGAGCAAGGACCCGAUAGUGCAGUUUUUCUUUACAUUCACCGGAGAAGAGACGCAGCAUAAGAUUCGCGAGGUGUUCAGACGAGUUCCGGACGAGUUUGCGACCUCGGAAUUGUCCAGCCAAGCCAAAGAACUCGUGCCCCCUGAGACUCUGACAGAAUUUGCAAACAGCAGAGAUCAGAUACGCGUCAUAUUGUCGGGGAUAUCGAGACUAAAGAAUAUCGCCGACUGUUUGGCCAUCAGGUCUCACGGGUAUGCCGUGGAUAUGGCCGAGCUUGGAACGCAACUCAACAACUUGGCCAACGAACCUCACGGUACAAGUGCUUGGGCGACGGGUGGAUCGACGAUUUGGAAUGAUAUGAAGAAGGGAUUCCACGUCAUUUCAAAAGAGUUCAGUCUACUUUCUACCAGAGCAUUACAGCAAGCUGUAAUAGAGGAAAGCAUGGUCUGCGAGAGGCUCAAUUUACUCCUUGAUAUUUUGAUAGCGCACAGAGUUUUGUGCGAGCGACACGAGCGAGGAGUCAGCGCAGAUCAUCAGAGAGCUCUGUCGACUAUGUUGUCUCUGAAGAAGAGACAAAUGCAGGGCGUUAUUCGUGGAACAGAUGCCGACACGGUCGAACAUCUGGAAAACAAAAUGGUGGCUCAAGAAACUGUGAUCGCAAAUGUCGAGUUGAGGAACGCCUUCUCGCUCCACUGUUUACACAUGGAGACGCAGCUGGUUCACGCCCACUUGGAAAUUCUUGCCACAGUUCUACAGAGUCUAGUAAGCGUCCAGAUACAGGGGCAUUCCGAACUUACGGAAGUCUGGAAAUUGAUUGAGCCAACGAUAACAAAAUGUUUACCAGAAAAAUCAGCUGGCAGUUCAAACGGAGUCUCAUAGCAUUGAUAUUGUUUCAGAAUCCGGGGGGCAUAAGAUAAUAUUGAUAUUACUGAAUUGAGAUGUUCUAUUAUUAGUAUAAUAUUCGUUAUUUAAUUCAAUUCUCAUAUUAUUUACCGUAUCUAAUUAAUUCUUUUAAUUAUUAUUUGUUCAUCGCCGAACAAAAGUGUAAAGUAAUAUGUUAAGUCGCGUGCUAUGUUAUUUUAUAGCGGUUUAUGUUCAAAGAAACUCGUGGCAGUUAUACAUAUUUUUUCAUAUAUGUAUAUAUACUUAGUAAAGUGUUUAACUAUCCAAGUCGAAUCGGAAAUGACAAUCCUAAUAUUAUUAACGUUUUGUGCAAUAACUAAAAUAUACUGUACAUGCAAGGUACCUGGACGUAAAUUCGAAGCAUAAUUAAUAGUAGUUCUAGGUGUACGUAAAAGUUUUUGAAGAGAUAAAUCGUUAGGUUCUCAUCUCUUGCUAAAUCUUGCAAACUGAAGAUGAUUUGGAAAAUAACGGUAAAUAGUUUGAAUUUAUGUAAAUUCAAUUAUUGAUCAAAGACAGGAGAUUAGUAAGAUUGUAAUAGUGCUUCGACUGUGCGACAUUAGAAAAAUACAAAUAGAAUGAGAUAAAAGCGCUUCAAUGCCUGUUUUAAACUCGAAGCCUAGAAUACUCUAGGGGGAUAAGGAAGCUCGUAAUUAUUAUUAUAGAGAUUGUUGAAAAAAAGGACGAAUAACGCUGUCUUUAGAUACACACAUCAUAUACUCAUCGAUAACUGAAUUCUUGUAGAUUAUUUUAUUCCAAUGUAAUUUUCUCAUAGCUCAAACU
Messenger RNA from Diprion similis, 2789 nucleotides. RefSeq names its product sorting nexin-8-like. The record is from RefSeq and is a predicted model, not a curated record. Gene Ontology annotation, molecular function: phosphatidylinositol binding; protein binding. Gene Ontology annotation, biological process: retrograde transport, endosome to Golgi. Bases 438 to 1985 code for a protein of 515 amino acids. The transcript is spliced from 9 exons. NCBI's taxonomy places the organism in Eukaryota, Metazoa, Arthropoda, Insecta, Hymenoptera, Diprionidae.